UCAACAUCAACAUCAACAUCAACAUCAACAUCAUCAACAUCAACAUCAACAUCAAACCAGUGAAGAAAAUAAUGCAGAACUUGAAAAUUUAAGGGAACAGAUGAGACGUGAUGUACAAAAUUACAAAAAAGAAAUCAUUAUCUCUGGUAUUUAUAGUGAUGACACAUAUGAAUAUAGGCAUAUCAUUCUUCCCAAACAAAUUGCUCGUUAUCUCCCUGAUAAGAAAUACAAGAUCUUGUUACAAGAAAAGGAAUAUCGUCGACUAGAUGUGAACAUAUCAUUAGGAUGGCAACAUUAUAUGACUCAUAAACCCGAACCCAAUAUCUUCUUAUUAAGACGCAGCUUUGAAGAUGCAAAAAGAAAAAUUAUCAUCCACAGAAUACUAGACGCGUGCCGGGUUCAAAUCAACUACUAAUAGAAUCAAUAACGAAAAGUCAGAAGCAAUUCGAACAGUUGAAGCCGCUAUUACAACCGACAAGAAUAUUGGUAUUAUGGAUUACAUCAACUCGACAC
Halteromyces radiatus is the source of this 513-nucleotide messenger RNA. RefSeq names its product regulatory subunit of cyclin-dependent kinase. The coding region runs from base 101 to 415 and encodes 104 amino acids. The record is from RefSeq and is a predicted model, not a curated record. Gene Ontology annotation, cellular component: SCF ubiquitin ligase complex; cyclin-dependent protein kinase holoenzyme complex. Gene Ontology annotation, biological process: regulation of mitotic cell cycle. The transcript is spliced from 6 exons. NCBI's taxonomy places the organism in Eukaryota, Fungi, Mucoromycota, Mucoromycetes, Mucorales, Cunninghamellaceae. Gene Ontology annotation, molecular function: cyclin-dependent protein serine/threonine kinase activator activity; ubiquitin binding; protein kinase binding.